UACCCGUAUUAGCCAGAGUAAACAUUUGGUAAGUCUAAACCUGAAUCCUGAAUAAAACCCUAGUUAGCCAGAAAGAGGGUUUUUGAAGGUUCUUCGUUUCCGAAUUGAGAGCAGAGAGAGAGAUGGGGAGCGACAGCGAGGCAGAGAAGUCGGCGCAGAAAGAGAAGGAAAAGAAGAUAUUGGCGCUGUCUCCCAUUGCUAAACCCCUCGCCGGCAAGAAGCUUUGCAAGCGAACCCUUAAACUUGUUCGUAGAGCUUCUCAACACAAAUGCUUAAAGAGAGGAGUCAAGGAGGUCGUUAAGAGUAUACGGAGAGGUCAAAAAGGGUUGUGUGUCAUAGCUGGGAACAUAUCACCCAUUGAUGUCAUCACACAUGUUCCUAUCCUCUGUGAAGAGGCUGACAUUCCAUACAUAUAUGUCCCUUCCAAAGAAGAGCUUGCAGGCGCAGGAGCAACGAAGAGGCCUACUUGCUGUGUUCUGGUAACGACAAAGCCUGCAAAGGGUGAAAUAGAACAAGGGGAACAAGAGAAGCUAAAGUCAGAUUAUGAUCAAGUUGUAUCAGAAGUUUCUGAGGUUACAGCUUCACUUUUUUGAAACAAGCACACAUGUAUUUGUACUGUUUGCUCCAGCUUAAUUAACUUAGGCAGGAACCUGUGCCUAUAUUUGUAGUUUUAUUUUUCAAAGAGCAAAGAACCAAAUGAAGUGCCGCGAACUCAUUAUUUAGUAUAAACUCAAAUACUGCUUUAGCGCCACAGUA
This is a messenger RNA of Cajanus cajan (pigeon pea), 756 nucleotides long. Its product is annotated as H/ACA ribonucleoprotein complex subunit 2-like protein. Gene Ontology annotation, molecular function: RNA binding. Lineage: Eukaryota; Viridiplantae; Streptophyta; Magnoliopsida; Fabales; Fabaceae. The record is from RefSeq and is a predicted model, not a curated record. Gene Ontology annotation, cellular component: nucleolus.